This is a messenger RNA of Girardinichthys multiradiatus, 2686 nucleotides long. Its product is annotated as 5-hydroxytryptamine receptor 3A-like. Bases 35 to 1618 code for a protein of 527 amino acids. The transcript is spliced from 13 exons. The record is from RefSeq and is a predicted model, not a curated record. Gene Ontology annotation, biological process: monoatomic ion transmembrane transport; nervous system process; chemical synaptic transmission. Gene Ontology annotation, molecular function: transmembrane signaling receptor activity; extracellular ligand-gated monoatomic ion channel activity; neurotransmitter receptor activity. Gene Ontology annotation, cellular component: synapse; neuron projection; membrane. Lineage: Eukaryota; Metazoa; Chordata; Actinopteri; Cyprinodontiformes; Goodeidae.
ACAGUUGACGGAGAAGCUCACUGACCUCACAGCUAUGAUGCUUGCAGGUUUCUUUACUCUGCUCCUCCUUACAGGUGGAAAUACUUCAUCUUUACAACCACAACAACAAUUUGAAGAUCUUUCAGGAUCAUUCCAAAGCCCUGAGGAAAUGUCAGGUGGAAAUAGCUCUGAUCCAGACCCAGAUGACAUGCUGCUCUUAAUGCCUGCAUUUAUUAAUACAAGUGCUAUGGGCAACCCAACGGCUGAAAAUUUUAAACGGAUCUUUGAACAAAUUCGAGAAAAUGAGGUUUAUGUUCCAGAAGAAUGUGGUUCUCAAGCUGUUAUAAACCAUCUAAAUCUGACCCAGAACAGUGAGAAGUACACCCUGGGUAGGCCUGUUAAACACCAUAAUAGUUUGACCUGGGUACUUCUAGAGAUGAAGAUUUAUGCUAUCCUAGAUGUGAGAGAAACUGACCAGACUUUCAUUGCCUACAUCUGGAUUUAUUUAAGAUGGGACAAUGAGUACAUCUGGUGGUCCCCGAACCAAUUCUGUGGAGUUGAACAUAUCUUGGUGCCCACUAAACUUUUGUGGAUGCCGGAUCUGACUAUUGAAGAGAUGACAGAGCAGGACAAAGCCUCGCCGAGCCCUUAUCUCAACAUCAGGAGCCACGGUUGGGUUGAAUUUAGAAAUGACCAGGUGGUGAUCAGCACAUGCAAGAUGCGUGUUUACAAGUUCCCAUUCGACAUUCAGAGAUGCAACAUCUCCUUCAAGUCAAUUAUUCACUCAGAUGAAGAAAUAAAGUUAUUCUACAACAGCAAUAAUACAGAGAUCACAGAGUGGUCUAGAAAAACAUUGCAGACACAGUACGAGUGGCUGUUUGUUAGCAUGACAGUCAUGAGCAAAACUGUCAACCAUUUUGGCUUUAAUCAAACAAUGAUUGUUUACACGAUAAACAUGAAGAGGAGGUCUGUCCUCUAUAUUGCAAACUUCUUGUUGCCUGUCCUUUUCUUCCUGUGUCUGGACUUCGCCUCCCUCUUAAUGUCAGACACUGGCGGUGAGAAGGUUGGCUUCAAGAUCACUAUUCUGCUUGCAGUCACAGUGAUGCAGCUCAUUCUCAAUGAUAUUCUUCCGUCUUCAUCAGACAAGAUUCCGUUAAUAGCGGUUUACUGCAUUGGGACCUUUGCUCUUAUGCUGCUCAGCUUGUUGGAGACUAUUGUGGUCAUUCAUCUAAUUGAUAAAGAUGCAUCCCAGGACGAUGAAAAGGAAAUGACAAAAUGCCAGAUUGAAGGUCAGGAGAAGAAACUGACCGACUUGCAAAGCUGUUUUAUAGGGAUCAAGAAAUGUAGUAGUUGUGCAUCUGUUAACAAAACCUCAGCUGAUGGAACACCAUUUAUUGGAAAAGAGGGUGGAAUGGGCGGACUUACUGAAGUGUCCCUUGCACUAGAAAAGAUGUCAGACGAGCUUGGAUACAUCAAGAAAUCAAUAAUUCUUCUCAGUGGCAGACAGGAAGAGGAGAAACCCCGCUAUUGGACCAGAACUGCUCAAAAAAUAAACAAGGUUUAUGCAGUUUUUUAUGUCACAGCAACUAUCCUGUUUUUAGCGUUUGUCUCUAUAAUGUGGUAUUCUGCAGACGAAUAGUAAUUAAAGAAAAUGUAAGUUUAACUUAAAUUACUGUGUUUUUAUUUUAGGGCAUUGACAUGUUUGAUGACAUUUGCUUAUUUUAUUCAUUUCAGUUGGUGCUUAUACAUGUUGUCUCUGAUUAGUUCUUUUUACAUCAUAAUUUUGCUUUGCUAAAGCUGGUAAUAUGUGCAAUAAUGUUAUUAGUCAGCUUCUGGCUCCACUGAAAAAUGAAAACCAUUGGUGUAGUGUAAUGUUCUUGUUUUUUCAACCAAACCAAAAGGGAUUCAGGCUUGUCCUACUUAAUUGGAAAGCCACCUGUAACUGACCAAGUUCAUCCCUUUUCAUUUCCAUCUCACCUUUACUACAAUGGCAAAGCAAAUGGAGCUUAUGCAUGCAUGCAUUUCAUAUUAACAGAAAUUUUUUCUUGUAAAAUAUUAGUUUCAAUUUCCUGCGACGUCACCAUCAUGCACAUGCACAAAGUCCCAGUAAAAAAUUUACAAUUCAUUGUAGUAACAUGACAAAUUGGGAAUACAAGGUAGAUUACUAUGUAUUGUUGUUGACCAUGAACCAAUAUUAAAAUAAUACUUGCAGUAUAUAUAUGCAUUGUUGAAUGAUGUGCUUAUAUGUGAAAUGUUACUAAUUGUACUACUAUAUGUCUCAUUUUUUUAAAAAUACAUCAAGCAUUUAUGAAACUGAUAGGAAGGUUUAGAGUCACAGAAAGCAUAUUUUGCUCUUGCAUGUCCAUUAUUGUUGUUUUACCACAAAAGCAUCCUUAUUCAACCGCGUCCUGUUAAAUUAAAACUUUUAUAGUUUGUCCAGAGCAUUUGUGCCCUAUCCUCAAAGCAGUACCAUUGGUGUACAUACAUGGCGUAACACCACCAGAUAUGUGUUUUCUGUUAAACUGAGUAAAAAGUUUAGAAAAAACAAUAUGAUGUGUAUUUUCAUUUUGGAAUUCAAGUCCUUUUAAGGCUCAGAAGUUAUGCGUCAUGUUGUGGAUGGUGAAAGACUGAUUUGUGUCUGUUAACAUUUAAAAGCUACAUGCUAGAAGCUUUUUGUAAUCAUGUGAUUCAAAUAAAGUUCUCCCAA